GGGAAAAAGGGGAGAGUUUUUUCUUUUCUUUCUGGGGUGUUUGGUUUUGGAGAAAAUGGGUGAGAAAGAUGAUGAUGGGUUGGGGUUGGGGUUGAGUUUGAGCUUGGGAAUAUUUGGUGGAACUACAACAACAGCAACAACUCACACUACUACUCAUCAACCGGGUUCUUCUUCUUCUUCUUCUCUCAAGUUUAAUCUCAUGCAAAAGCCUUCUUCUUCUUCCAUGCAAUAUCAACAAAAGACUACUAAUACCACCGCCACUCCUUGGAAUGAAAUCUUUCAGCUUUCUGAUCGGAACUCCGACGGCAGGUCGUUCCUCCGGGGGCUCGACGUGAACCUGACACCCUCGUUUGCGGCGGCGGCGGCGGCGGAUUACGAUGAGGAAAACGGCGUGUCGUCUCCGAACAGCACGAUAUCGAGCAUAAGCGGGAAGAAGAGCGAGAGAGAGGCACCGGGAGGAGAGGAGGCCGAGGAGGGAGACAGAGACUCCUGCUCUCGCGGCGGCGGAGGAAGUGAUGACGAAGACGGCGGAAAUGGCGGCGGCGACGCCUCCAGAAAGAAGCUCCGCCUCACCAAGGACCAGUCUCUCAUCCUUGAAGAAACUUUCAAGGAGCACAACACUCUCAACCCGAAGCAAAAGCUGGCGUUGGCUAAGGAACUGAACCUGCGGCCAAGACAAGUGGAGGUGUGGUUUCAGAACAGGAGGGCAAGGACUAAAUUGAAGCAGACAGAAGUGGACUGUGAGUAUCUAAAGAGGUGCUGUGAGAAUCUGACUGAAGAGAACAGGAGGCUGCAAAAGGAAGUGCAAGAGCUUAGAGCAUUAAAGUUGUCCCCACAGCUCUACAUGCACAUGAGCCCUCCCACCACCCUCACAAUGUGCCCUUCAUGUGAGCGUGUGGCGGCCUCGUCGUCGUUGUCCUCUACUGCUGCUGCCGCUCCAAACGGUUCAAACCGGCAGCCCGCCGUUCCCAGCAUCCCACGGCCUGUGCCCAUUAACCCGUGGGCCGCAUUGCCAAUCCCACACCGGCCGUUGGAUACACCUGCCUCUAGGUCCUAAAAUAUGGUGGUGGAUUAACAUUAUCGUGUUGAAAGCAUAAGUAGAGUUUUCAGAGUAGAGAUUUAAUGGGAAAAGGAAUGGUUAAUUAUUAUUAUUUUUUUCAAGGGGGUGUGAUUUUGUUAAUAUUGAAGCCUUGAUUUAGUUUUGGGCUUUUCUAAUGUUAGUGGAGGGUUUGUACUUACGAUGGCAAGCAGGAUAAUUACAAGUGUAACGAAGAGAGACUGAAUCAAUAUCCUUUUUUAUAUUUGUACUACUCGUGAUUCUGUCUGAAAAAUAGCAUUGACGAUUAAUACAUUAUUGGGGUUCCAUUUAAGAAUGCAAUAAUUGUGGUCCAAGCAGUCCUUAUUUUGUGGAUUAUGAUGGGGCAAAUGUUGUCAUUGGUUCUUGAAAAUCUUCUCUCACC
Messenger RNA from Morus notabilis, 1460 nucleotides. RefSeq names its product homeobox-leucine zipper protein HAT3. The transcript is spliced from 4 exons. The coding region runs from base 56 to 1057 and encodes 333 amino acids. Gene Ontology annotation, biological process: regulation of DNA-templated transcription. Gene Ontology annotation, cellular component: nucleus. The record is from RefSeq and is a predicted model, not a curated record. Gene Ontology annotation, molecular function: DNA-binding transcription factor activity, RNA polymerase II-specific; sequence-specific DNA binding. Lineage: Eukaryota; Viridiplantae; Streptophyta; Magnoliopsida; Rosales; Moraceae.